Pelecanus crispus (Dalmatian pelican) is the source of this 534-nucleotide messenger RNA. The record is from RefSeq and is a predicted model, not a curated record. NCBI's taxonomy places the organism in Eukaryota, Metazoa, Chordata, Aves, Pelecaniformes, Pelecanidae.
CUGGUCACUGUGGUAUUCCAGAUCUUAUAGUCAAUGGUCAAGUAAUUGGAGAAAAUUAUGGGUAUAGAGACACAGUUGUAUACCAGUGCAGUCCUGGUUUUCGGUUGAUUGGUUCUUCUGUACGCAUAUGUCAACAGGAUCACAACUGGUCUGGUCAGCUUCCGUCCUGUGUGCCUGUUAGCUGUGGUCACCCUGGUAGUCCUAUUUAUGGAAGAACAAGUGGAAAUGGUUUCAACUUCAAUGAUGUUGUGACAUUCUCAUGUAAUACUGGGUAUGUUAUGCAAGGACCAACCAAAGCACAGUGUCAAGCUAAUAGGCAGUGGAGCCACCCACCUCCGAUAUGCAAAGUGGUCAAUUGUUCUGAUCCUGGAAUUCCUGCAAAUUCUAUAAGAGAAAGUAAAAUUGAACAUGGAAAUUUCACAUAUGGCACGGUGGUAUUUUAUGACUGUAAUCCUGGAUAUUUUUUGUUUGGCUCUUCAGUUUUAAUUUGUCAACCAAAUGGCCACUGGGACAAACCUCUACCUGAAUGCAUUA